CCAUCAUUUUGCAUCUGGAUUUUACUUCGCUGCAAAACAAUCUCGUUCGAUCUGUAAACAAGUAUCAUCAACUUUAAGCAAGAUGAAGUUUGCUCUGGCCCUGUGUGCCAUGCUAUGUGCGUAUGGCUGGUACGGUGUCAUCUCAGUUCCUUUCGGAGCAGACCAGUCCAAGAGAGCCGAUGAAACAGCUGAAGCGGAGUUCAAGCGUGAUCAGCAACAUGAUUCUGAGAGAGCAGCAGAACUAAGACAGGCUCAGGAAAAUUCAGACUUUGGAACAGAUAAGAGAGGCGACGAAGGGGCAGAGGCGGAGUUCAAGCGUGAUCAGAAUGCUGAAAAGAGAGGAGCUGGGGACAGCUUUACAGAUUUUGAGGCUGAUAGGGUGGCGAAGCGAUCAUCGAAUGCUGAAAAGAGAGGAGCUGGGGACAGCUUUACAGAUUUUGAGGCUGAUAGGGUGGCGAAGCGAUCAUCGGGAGAUGCUUCGGCCGAGUGUAAGAAUACAUCCGUGAAUAUUGCGCGACUAUGGGGUUCCACGAUCGAAUAUGCCUUCGCAGCAGACGAAAUUAAAACUGAUGUAGUGAUCUCCGCCAUAGACGGAUUAGAACAAGUUCUAGGCGAUCUUUUCACAUUUGUGGACAUCACAGACCAGGUUGGAGCUGGAUGCCAAAACUCUUAUGAGAAUCAUUACAUCUGUAUUAAGAAUGAUGGCCAAGGGUGCUAUUCUUAUAUUGGAAAAACAGGCGGAGAUAAACAAGUUCUAAUGCUUCAAAAGAAUAAUUGUGAAAACAAAGUUGUUAUCCAGCACGAAUUUAUACACGCACUGGGAGCGUACCAUGAACAACAAAGAGAGGAUGCCCCAAUUCAUGAGACAUUAAAUAGGGAUAAUAUCAAGGACGGUAAGGUAGGCAACUUCGAAGAAAAAAUCUCAGCUGCCCUCUGUACAGAUUGUCCAUUCUCGAUGUGCGAUGCAAUGCACUAUAGACCAAAGGCAUUCUCUAAGAAUGGUAGUCCCACUCUUGAAGCCAAUGAUCCGGGUCAAAGUCCAAUGCAGGGUCAACAGAAUGAGAUCAAACCAGGAGAUAUCUGUGUUGUCCAUAGCCUCUACCAAGGUCAACUUCAACAACAUCAAUGCGCCAACAGUGGAACAGAAUGCUGGUAUGGAACUGGUGUGACACCCUUUGGAUUUGAAUGCUGCUAUUGUCCACGAAAUUUGGGAGGAGAAAAAUGUCAAACAUUUGUUAAGCACGGACAGGGGGAUAAGCACUACGAACUUUCCGGAGCGGGAGAUACCGCAACUGUUACAUCACAGGACUCAGCAAAAUAUGGUCUGAAUCAAUACAUAACCUACUUUGUUACGGUAAGAUUCCCCUUCUUUGUUUAUCCAGUACUGCACAAACAAGAAUAGGAAGGAUAUUAUGGUAGCAAAUUAUGUUGUCUCAAGAUGAAGGGGAAAAUGUAUAGCUAUUGUUCUUCUAAAUCUUCCUUGAGCCCUUACAAGGUGGAUAUUUGCGCUAUAUAAAUACCCUAUCUGUAGAUUGUACACUGUUAUACUAGAGAAUGUAUAUAAAACCUGGAACAUCUCAUCACAACAAUCGGGUUAUUGAACUAGACUAGCAUGUACAGUCUGAAAAGCAAAUAAAGCAAUCCUUUGUUUCCUAUGGGUAUGAUCGUUUUCCUUUAAUUUAAUUUAUCAAUUUGUUGGUACGUACUCAAUGCCCAUUAUGCUUCCUGGCAUGUAGGGCAGCAAAGAAGGAUUCUGGUCCUUCUUGACACUCCCCAGGUCAUAUUCAUUGGCUUCAUCUCCUGCUCAACAGUGCGAUGACAGGUGGUCUUGGGUCUUCCUUGUGUCCAAUACGGUGAUACUCUUGGAAUGCUUUUUGUCUCAGGAUAUGUCACAUCCGGUCCCAGCUCUGUUUGAGUGAAAUCUGCUGUAUGCUCUCCACCUUGCAUUUAUCAAGUAUAGCUAUAUUCAUUUGUCAUCGUUUGAACUUGCCAUUGAGGAUUAUAUGUAUGAUGACACUAAUAAUGGCUUUCAUUGUUUGUAUGUGAUUGGAAUUUCACAUACACUAUUAUGUAAUUUACAUACAUUCAAAUGAAGACAUGAUAGUGAAUCAAUGGUUAUUUUACCACAGUUUGAGGGUAAAAUAACUAAAUUGGAAUGGAUUGAUUCUGCCAUUGUUUAACUGAAUUUAUUAUGGUAAAACCACUUACAAGCCAUGAAUUUACUGUAAAAUUUAACUUCGUUCCUAAGUAUAAAAUCCUAGAUGUUUAUAUAUGAGAAUGGAUCUUUUAGUUAAAAUGUUUUUUGUUACCAUUUCUUGCAAAAUUUAACUUAUCGGUAGUCAGCUUUUACAUUGUUUAGCAUUACAUUAUUUUUCAUCCCCCUGCAUGUUUCUCUAAUGUUACUCUUGUCUUUUUUUCAAUUUUUGAACUUGUCUUCUACUUGAAACAUGAUUUGUUUUAUCAAAUAUCCUCUUAAUCGGCACAUUAUUCUAAAGGGUCAUUGACAGUUUGAUAGUAUUUUUUUAAUCUCCAUUAUUUGGAUUAAAUAUGUAGAGACGAAAACAAUAUUAUCCAAUUGAUCAAUCUUUUCCUUCGUUUGUCUUAAAAUUUUCUGUUUUAUAAAACGUGCUUUCUGUAUGUCAACUUUGAUGAGAUCCUUUGGAUAUUUCUGAAGGAUAAGCAUUGAUUCCAAUUCUCUCAAGACUGAGUUCAAAUGCAAAUAUUGAUGGGUGCCUGUAAUCUGUAUAUCUGUUUCUAGUAUACAUUUUUUUUCUUUGGAAGAAAAUAUCCAAGAUGUUACCUUAAAUUUUUGAGACACCUUGCAAAAAUACUAAAAUUUCUUUGAUCUCAAGUUUGUGUAGUUUAUCUAGUUGGUGUCAUUGUUUUUUUUUUGUCUAUUGUCGAACUCAUGGACUUUAUUCCACAUUGUCUGUGUUGGUUGUAAUAGUCUGGUUUCUGGGCAACGAUCGCAUAGUGUCAGUGUGAUGGAUUGUAUAACUUGUAUGAUGUCUGAUUUGUGGGCCUAUUUCAUUCAAAGUCUAUCUCAGCUUUAAUAUUUGAAUUUAGUGGGCUGAGCUCAUAGGUUGUCUUGGGCUGGUUGCCUUGUGGGCUAUCACAUUUUGAGCAAUUUGAUUUUUCAGCAUUACAAAUUUUUGUUGGCUUCAAAAGUUACACGUGAUUUGUGGGAUAAAAUAAAAGACAUGAAACAUGAGGCACAAACCCUCUUCACUUUCCAGAUUUAUAUUAAGAAGUAUGUGCUUUAAUCCCUUCCUAAGUUAUAAAUCAGUCUGGCUACCCGAUUUUAGAUACCUUCUACUUUGAAGACGUUUUACAUCUUUUGCAAACGAGAGAAAACAGACUAUUAUUUUAAUCAGUUCUAGAAAUAUCAGAGC
This is a messenger RNA of Lytechinus pictus (painted urchin), 3392 nucleotides long. RefSeq lists its product as uncharacterized. Lineage: Eukaryota; Metazoa; Echinodermata; Echinoidea; Temnopleuroida; Toxopneustidae. The record is from RefSeq and is a predicted model, not a curated record. The transcript is spliced from 19 exons. Gene Ontology annotation, molecular function: zinc ion binding; metalloendopeptidase activity. Bases 83 to 1402 code for a protein of 439 amino acids. Gene Ontology annotation, biological process: proteolysis.